This is a messenger RNA of Trichomycterus rosablanca, 2770 nucleotides long. It is a transcript of the gene gpat2, whose product is annotated as glycerol-3-phosphate acyltransferase 2, mitochondrial. The transcript is spliced from 22 exons. Gene Ontology annotation, molecular function: glycerol-3-phosphate O-acyltransferase activity. The record is from RefSeq and is a predicted model, not a curated record. Bases 11 to 2419 code for a protein of 802 amino acids. Gene Ontology annotation, biological process: triglyceride biosynthetic process; fatty acid metabolic process; glycerol-3-phosphate metabolic process. Gene Ontology annotation, cellular component: mitochondrial membrane. Lineage: Eukaryota; Metazoa; Chordata; Actinopteri; Siluriformes; Trichomycteridae.
AGGGCUCUUCAUGCAUCUCUCGUCACUGGCGGCUCAUUAUGGGGAUUUAGUGCUGAAGAUGAAUUUUAAGAUCGUCUCAGCCUCGCUCGUUGGAAACAUGACUGACAUGAAUGGACCUGGAGUUACUCUUCAACCCAAACGCCCUGCUUUAUCCUGGGGAGUGAAGAUCAGGAGGAAAUUAACGUCUGUGGCUCCGUUUCUUGGCAAAUUCCGGCCGCUGGUGGGACAGUGCUGCCAUCAGUGCACGCCGGAGAGUCUGGGACGGAAGCUGCUGAGGAACGCUCCAUCUCUCGGCUUCCAGAACCUUCUGUGUGUGAAUGAAACCCAAACCAGGUAUCGGGGAUGGUUGGUGAGGAGAGUGUGCUGCGUGUUGUUCAUCUGCAGUCGUAAAGUUCACAUCAGUCCUGCUGGAGACCGUCGGCGUCGGAUCUGUAGCACAGACAGAGUAAAGCAAGUCCUGAAGUCACACGGCGAGAUGAAGGGGUGUGAAGAGGACGCCAGAGUGAUCCUCUCUCUCACCGAAAUAUCUCAGUCUUCAAGUCUGAUUCGGUUGGUGGGCUGGCUGCUGUUGAAGUUUUUCUCUCUGGUGUUCUGCAGCGUGCAGGUGAAUCUGAACCACAUGGCCGCUCUGCAUCGAGCCGCUCAGCUGAACGUCCCCUUGGUGUACGUGUAUGUUCAUCAGAGUGCAGUUGAUCAGGCUUUGAUCUCUCUGACUCUUCUUUCUCACAACCUGAGAGUUCCCUACAGCAUCUACCCGGCUCGAGUACACAGCACCUGGAUGAGGGUCAUCCUUCAGAACCUGGGCACCAUUUUCCUCCCCGAUCACGCAGCCACCGAGCAGGAGGCAGAAGCUCACAGCUUGUACUCGCCCAUCAUGACCUCGCUGGUCGGCGAGCUGCUGACGGCAGGAGAGAGUCUGAGCGUGGGCAUGUGUGAGGAAAGCGGAGGUGGCGGACAGUGGCUGGCAAGGAUACGCCAGGCAGUCCUUGAUGGCCUGGUGCCUGAUGUGAGCCUGGUGCCAGUGGGAAUCUCCUACGACUGUCCUCCAUCCCAGUCGACACAACCGCAGCUCUGUGUGCUGUCCGUGCUGAGGUUUGUGCUGCGCUCUCUUUGGAGUGCUGAUGAAAGGGGAGGUGUAAGGAUCCAUUUCUCACAGGCUUUCUCUCUCAAGGAGAUGUGUGAGAGUGGGAAGUGUCGAGUGGACGGACGGCGCCUCCUACAGGAGCUCCUGUUACCUGCUGCCCUGCACAACAGGACGGACACCAUAUUCGGUCAGAAGGACGUUUCCUGGCUCCUGCCCCCCAGUUUUUUGCCAGAACUGUCCCAAAGCGAGAGGCAAAUGACCAUCGCUUUGACUUUGCACCUGAUGCACUCGGUAACCCACAGCAUGGCUGUGAUGUCCACUGGCAUUGUGUCCUGUCUGCUUCUUCAUAAACAUCGCCGGGGGGUGCGGGUCGGUGUGCUGUGCAGGGAGGUGUGUUGGCUGCUGGAGGAGGUUUUGUUCAGACGCACCGACGUCGGAUUCGGAGGCUCUCUGCUCAACGUGGUGUAUCACGCUCUCUCUGUGCUACACCCUCACCUGCUGCUGGCUGCAGUGCCCCCUACAGGAGAGCCGCUGGUAGCCGCACGACCGGACCCGCUCACCCUGCUCACGCUGAGUCGGCACAGUGCGCUGCUCACUCGCAUCUUCAUCACCGAGGCUGUGGGAGCGUGUGCUGUCUCUGCGAUGCUGUGUGAAGUAGCAGGCUGUGGUGGAGGUGGAGGAGAGAUGGAGUUUGAUGUUGCGCUUGGUCAGGAGGAACUGACAGAUAAAAGCCUGCAGCUUACACACCUUCUGCCUGUGGGCUUUAUACCACCAUGCCAAACAGCUCACAGUUUUGCUCUGGAUGCCGUGGACAGCAUGGUGCGCUGCGGGAUCCUCAUCAUGGAGGAGUUACCUCGGGAGACGCCAGUGUGUGAUUUUUGGAAAAGGCAGGGUGUUCUCUCAUGGAGUGCUACGGACGACCCUAAUUGCAGCAGUGACUCGGAGUGUGAGGAAGCCGACCCGCGAUCGUACAGGUUGAGUCAGCCGUCUCAGUGCCCCAAGCUGCUGUUCUUCCUCUGCAGUUUACUGAGUGUACAGCUGAGGGCGCUCUGCUGGGCUCUAGAGUGUCUGAACCUGAUGCCCUUCCCCAUUACAGAGUCCGAGUGUGUGAUUCAGCUCCACUCGCACCUGAGAAACAAAGCCCAGCUGGAGCGGGUGCACCACGAGAGCUCUUCAGUACAGUUGGCUGGGCUGGCACUGCGUACCCUGAUGGACCUUGGGGUGCUGAUGAAGGCUGAGCAGAGUGAAGAUGUGUGUGUGAAGAUCAGCCCUCUGUUCCUUCAGCCUGAGAACAUCAACAGACUUCAUCAGUUCGUCUCUCAGUUCCUUUACUGACGCAGGACAAACAAACGGAUCAGAACUGUUCUGCUAGGUGAUUGUUUCAGUUUUAGUGAGAACUUCACCAGCCUUGAGUUUUGGAAGCACAAAAAAUAUCUCAGAAAUGUGCUGGAAAUGUGAUUUAUUUUGGUUAUAUUAUUCCUCUUUUUAUUAGCGAAUUAUUUAAUAAGUUCAGUUCUGUUUACUCAGCCAGUUCCAGACCAGGUUGUGGGUCUUGUUUUCAGUUCCGAAUUUGAAGAGAAAACUAAGAAAAAUGUAGAAACUUUUACUUUUGUUGAAUCGAAAUGGUUGUUAGAUGACGAUUGCUUUUGCUUCGAGAGAUCAAUACACUUCUUUUGUUCAGCACGA